Messenger RNA from Ceratitis capitata (Mediterranean fruit fly), 2368 nucleotides. RefSeq names its product WD repeat-containing protein 78. Gene Ontology annotation, cellular component: axonemal dynein complex. The transcript has 6 exons. The record is from RefSeq and is a predicted model, not a curated record. Gene Ontology annotation, biological process: cilium movement. Gene Ontology annotation, molecular function: dynein heavy chain binding; dynein light chain binding. NCBI's taxonomy places the organism in Eukaryota, Metazoa, Arthropoda, Insecta, Diptera, Tephritidae. Bases 145 to 2340 code for a protein of 731 amino acids.
UUUAAUAGCGAUAUUUAGAUACAUAUAUUUUUUUUUAAUAUUAGCUACAUAGGAGAUAGAUAUAUAUUUUUUAUGGUGGAUUUUCGAUUAAGGACAAAGAAAUAAGUAAUUAGUUGAAACAAACUCUGGAAUAGAAACAAAAUAAUGCCAGGACACCCGAGGUUGAGCGCAAAGAAAUCCUCGAAGCAUAGCUCACGCUUGAACCGCCUGCCCUACAAGCAACUUUUCGAUACGGAAAUUGACGAUUUAAUUCAUAUUCGCAAGGAUUUUACGGUAUAUAAUGAUAAUUUCGUGGAUGUUACACCAAAAUUUCUGCAUGUGGACUUUUAUAGUCAGCGUAAAUAUAAACUAUUUAAUGCCAUGAUAAGAGCUCGUUUGGAUACCGCUGAUUCAACACGUCAAAGUUUGAGCCGGCAAAGUGUUAUGAGUCAUUCUAGCACAACACAGAAAAUGAGGUUGGGUGGCCUUAGAUUAUCUCUGGAGGAUAUACUGAAAGAUAUCGGCAGUAUACAUAACAUCCUUGCGAGUUUAAUGGGAGAAGACGAAGGCCACGAAUUUCAGCUACGUCGAGAUAGUAGAUUCAAGGAACAUCGAUUACCAUUUAUAAGAGUCAUCUUACGUCAAUCUCCAACAUUUUUACUGUACGAAUCUGCAAGUAUCACAGUAGCUAAGGGCACGCCGUUGGGUGAUUUCGUAGAAGAGGACAAUCGAAUUUAUGAUUACCUCACGAUUGGGCGUGGCAAUGUACGACGACGUAGUGAAGCCGAAACUCAAACUAAUGAUAUAUUGACAAAGACACGUUUCGUCAACACCUACUACAGAGUUACGGAGGAGAAGGGGUCAUAUAUGUCGUUCUAUGAGUUGUAUGACACUUAUAAGUUGCUAUCGGAGAGUCAUGCAGAUGAGGAGGUCGGCGAGAGAAGAGUUAGCCGCACAUUGGAUCCACUAUUUACCGAAGAUCUUAAGCAAAUAAGUAAGAGUUCAAGCUUUCACACCGCCAGCAUGGUUAUGGAACGUCUGUUAGCGGGCAAUAUUUAUGGCGAAGGUCAAAAGCGUUUUCGUAAUAUAAAUUUACCCACGAAGUUUGAUAAUGCUGCAGAGUACCGUUAUCAGCCGGAAGUAAUAUUCACAUUAUAUGCGCCGAAAUUUGGUGCGCCACGUAUCAGUGGCAACAUGCGUAAGGCGGUCUCCGAUAUCAGUUUUUGCUAUGGCAAUGGUGACAUCUUGGCUGUGGCGUAUGGCGUAUUCUCAUAUUCGGCUCUAAUAACCGUCUCCACUGGUGAUGUAUGCAUUUGGAGUAUUAAAAAUCCACAUAAUCCAGAACGUGCAUACCGUUAUAACACGCCAGUGACAUCAGUCGAGUUUUCACCAUUUCUACCCUUCCUUCUAGCUAUCGGCAUGUAUGAUGGCACAGUUGAGGUACGUAAUAUAACCAAACCCGAUGAUGCACCAAUUUCUGUUACACAACGCACUACAUCGUUGAAUCGUGAUCCGGUUGUGGCUUUAAAAUGGAUACAAAAUCAACAAGAGAACGAGGAUACAGAUCCUGUAUUGGCACUCUCCUCGAAUGGCACUGUCUGGCGUUAUUGUGUUAUACGCAGUCCGCAUUUGUUGAGCUUCAAACAGGUGGAGUUAUAUCGUAUGCACGGCCAGCCGGAAGGUCUGCAAAUCAAUCGUCUAACAAAUAAUCCAAUAGAGCUAUUUGCGAAUAGACAUCCGCUGGGUCUUAAUAUUACAUUGCAUCCACAUCUACAGGAUAUCUACUAUUUGCUAACGGAUGAGGGUUGUAUUUACAAGUGUUCUACGAAUACGACACUCUCGUAUUUGGAUGUGUGGCAAACACAUGAUGGUGCCGUAAAUUGCAUGGACUUUUCCCCGUGGUCACCGAAAUUAUUUCUCACUUGCGGCAAUGAUUGGUGUAUUCGAAUCUGGAUGGAUGGCAUACAGAAACCACUGGUAACACUAAAACACAAAAUGAUACCCAUUUACACGGCACAAUGGAGUCGCACACACUCAACUGUCAUAAUUUCUACAAAUCGUUCAUCCGUAGAUGUUUGGGAUAUACAACGCAAUCUCUUGACGCCAAUGUCACGCACAAAACUUGGUUCGGCAUUCAACACAAUGUUCGAAGUUAGUUUAUGUGGUCAUAAUUUGGCUGUCGGUAAUGAGCGUGGUGAUGUCAAUAUAUGCUCUAUGGUGAAAAUGCCAUUUCCACCACAUUUUCAAUAUGAUGAGCUGAAGAAAUCGCUGUUCAAGGCAAUAUCAACUGCUAAUGAAUUAAUAAUCGAGCUUAAUAAUAUUGGCUUUUUCGGUUAUCCGGGCAAAGGAUCGAGGCGUUGAAGAAUCUGUAGAAACAAAAUUUUUUUUA